Melanotaenia boesemani (Boeseman's rainbowfish) is the source of this 4349-nucleotide messenger RNA. It is a transcript of the gene ntsr1, whose product is annotated as neurotensin receptor 1 (high affinity). Lineage: Eukaryota; Metazoa; Chordata; Actinopteri; Atheriniformes; Melanotaeniidae. Gene Ontology annotation, biological process: neuropeptide signaling pathway. The transcript is spliced from 5 exons. The record is from RefSeq and is a predicted model, not a curated record. Bases 80 to 1282 code for a protein of 400 amino acids. Gene Ontology annotation, molecular function: G protein-coupled neurotensin receptor activity. Gene Ontology annotation, cellular component: plasma membrane.
GCAGUGAAAGCGACCGUUUGAGCACUCAGUCGGAACAAUCCCAACAGUUCUGUUUCCAUGUUUGACAUAUAAAAACAAAAUGGAUUUCAACUUAACGCUCUCAGCAAGCAACUUUGGCGCGCUGGCUCAGGGACUUUUGGGGAAUAGCUCACUGUUUCCGUUUGAAAACAACACGGUUGCUUCUAAAGCGGAGGAAGAAGAUUUGGAAGUCAACACGGACAUUUAUUCCAAGGUGAUAGUUACUGUCAUCUACGUGUCUCUAUUUGCUGUGGGCUCUUUGGGGAAUUCCAUAACCCUGUACACUCUGCUGACGAAAAAGACCCUGCAGAACCUCCAGAGCACUGUGCACUACCACCUGGCCAGCCUUGCUGUGUCGGACCUGCUCAUCCUUGUCCUCUCGAUGCCUAUCGAGCUCUACAACUUCAUCUGGUUCCACCACCCGUGGAUGUUUGGGGACGCUGUGUGCAGAGGUUAUUACUUCCUCCGGGACAGCUGCUCUUAUGCCACCGCGUUAAAUAUCGCCAGCCUGAGCGUGGAGCGAUACAUGGCCAUCUGCCACCCGUUCAAAGCCAAGAGCAUAAUGUCUCGGAGCCGCACCAAGAAGCUCAUCAGCGCUAUGUGGCUCGCAUCCUUCGCACUCGCCACUCCGAUGCUUUUCAUCAUGGGCCAAGAGACACGCAAGGAGGAAAAUAUAUGCACCGCCAUCGUCUCUACUGUCACGUUGAAGAGUGUGCUCCAGGUAAAUGCAUUCCUGUCCUUUGUGAUACCUAUGGUGGCCAUCUCUGUGCUGAAUGGGAUCAUUGCUAAUCAGCUGCUGCAGAUGUUUCGUGAAGCUGAGCAAGAUAACCGUGCCUGUCUCACUGGAGAAAAUCCCACUUUGCUAAAUAUAAUGGUGGAAUCCAACCGGGCUCAAUCACUUCGGCAUGGGGUUCUUGUUCUCCGAGCAGUGGUCAUAGCCUUUGUGGUGUGCUGGCUGCCCUAUCACACUCGCCGCCUCAUGUUUUGCUACGUAUCCAACUGGUCAGAUGACCUUUAUGACUUCUAUCACUAUUUCUACAUGCUGACCAAUGUCCUGUUUUACGUCAGCUCAGCCAUCAACCCAAUCCUCUACAACCUGGUGUCGGCUACUUACCGCGAAAUCUUUUUUUCCACACUCCGUUACUUCUUUGUGCCCUGCCGCCAUACACCCAGAAGGCAGCCCCACCCUCUGACCCGCCACUCCAUCAGCAUCUCCAGCAACCACACCCUGUCUACCAACAUCAUCAAAGAAACAGCCUACUAAAAGAGUGCAUUUUGUUAUUUUUCCUAUGCUAUAAACCCAUCAGCUGCCACUUUGUGAUUACCAGUCCAGCUUCAUGAAGCGACCACCAUCAUCAGGGGAAAUCACGUUCCCACUCACAGAUGGUUUUAUGUUGUUUUUAUGUCUUUAUCCAGCAUUGCAUGGAGUAGGUAUAAUGCUAAAAGUGGAUGAUGGAGGAAAAAGGUGGACAGAAAAAUCUUGGGACAGUGGGACACAGAUAUUUUAUACAAUAUGUUACAUUUUAUGGGACCAAUCAUUCACACUCGCUUGAUGCUGUGCAGUAACAAUGAUCUUUGAAAACUCCUAAAAGUUCUUUAUAGAAAUGGCCUCCAGCAAUUCUUUCACCACAACUGACAAAAACCUCCUUUAUGGUACUUUCAGUGAGUAUCUGUGAAUAAACCUUAUUUGCAUGUUAAAACAAAAAUUGGGCAAAGGGUAGAUAUUUCUCUUAAAUCCAAGCUAACACCUGUAUUAGAAGAUUUUAUUUCAUCAUAGCAACUCACAUCUAUUGCAUUUCUUGGUUUUUGUUGCAGCAAAAAUAUUUUUUAAGUCCAGACUGUUACACUGGUUUUUUGUCCAUGGGAUUUUGUAAGAUGUGGAAACAAUCUGGACUAAUCUUCCACCACAACACAGUUUGUUAGAGCUUCAACAUGAGAUUAGAGAAAUGCAUUUACCAUAAUUUUUUUUAUGGAUAAGAAUUAAUAUUUGGAAAGACCUUCAAAACCUUUUCUUUUUUCUUUUUUUCCUUACAAAUCUUCUAUGUAGUGACAGAGAACAUGAUACAUAUGGCACACUUGUUUGGAUCUCCUUAUAAUUUCUUUACAGGUUUCUAAACAACAGAACCAGCGCUGUACUAACCUUUAUCUCUUGAAAUGAGUUAUUGGUGUCACACAAGCUGUGAAAAACAAAGUCUUCAAAGACUUGACUCUAACCUACAGAAGGUUCUCUCUUAUCUGCUUAAUAUAAGCCAAGCAAUGUUUAGUUGCCUUAUUUAAGUUCAUGAACUCUAAAUCUGGGAAAUCCCUAACUAAAUUGUUCUGUUUUAUUAUUAUAGCAGUAAGAAUAAUCUUACCCCAACUUUAAACUUAUGCUAAAACUUCCUGUCUUAAAAUCUCAUCUGUUAAUUACAUGUAGAUUUUUUUUAUUAAAGUCACCCCAACAUGCCUUAAAAUUGCUUAGAUGUAACUACAUUCUUGCCUUAGUACAUACAUCGAGAAAUAUCCCUCAGCUGCCACUCAGUGUAGCUCUUCACGCUCAGCUCUGCUCAAGCAUUCUUUUCCUUUGAUUAACCAUGCUAACAUGUGCAGAGGAUAUAUGUCCUGUCUUCCCAAUCACUACAUCUGAUCUGAAAAGGACCAACUUCCAAGCUGACUGGGUUGGUUCUUGAGGUUAAAAUGUGUGACUCAGAGUUGGGGCUUCAGAGUGGUAUAAUGUUUAGAACUGUCAUUUCACAGCAAAUAGAUUCUUGGAUUUAAUCUCAACUGAUAUCUUUCUCUGUGAGGUUUGCAUAUUCUUCCAGUGCAUGUGUAUUUUUUUUGGGAGGUACUCUGGCUCUUUUCCACAGUCCAAAACAUGCAUGAUAUAUGCCAUGUGUGCAUGGUGUUGGCAGGAAAAGGCUCCAGUCCCCUUUUACCCUGAAUUGGAUUUGUAAUUAUAUAAAAUAAUGCAAGAUAGUCAUAAAAACCUUUUCCAAGUAAUGUAUUUCAGUUGCAGAAUUUAUAUGUUCAACAUUAACAACAAAUGAGUCCAAAAUGGACCUUAAGGAAAAUGAACUUCAAAACAUCUUUGAUUGGAUUAAACAGAGUCAAACUUAGCCUCAGCUUCACAGUUUUGUAUCUCCACCAGCCAACACAACUGAUCUCAAAAUACAGAGUUUUUCACCUGUUAAAUGUAACACAUUUUCACUCCACUUUCAUCACAUACUACCACUUUUUCAAGGACUCUUCUAGUCAGAUUUCAGCACGCAGGCUUUGCCAUCCUUAUACAAUAAACAGAAAACUGUUGCUUAUUGUCAGUCAUCCUUCAGCAAAAGUAAAUGACUCAACUGCACGAUUGCUGCAGGAAAACUUCUUUCCACAAAGCUGGCUUAUCAUGUUUUAGCUACAAAAAAAAAACACUUAAGGUUAGUUGAUAAAAAAAAAAUACUUGAUUGAGAUUAAAAUACAUUAUUCUAUGGAAAAUGCUCCUACACUGUUCUUGUUGCCAUGACGAUACAUUGGUGGUGAUAGCGCCUUGCUUUGGUGAGUGUUUUACCGUAUUAUGUUCAGCAUGAUGCCAUUAGCACAUAAAAAACAAAAUACAAACAAAAACCAACAGGAAAAUCAUGGUUUUGAUCAUGAAUCCGUAGAUCAAGUUUUUGAGUUGAGACUGUAUUACGUGUUUCUGUGAUUGUGGGUCAUUCUGAUACUUACAUGGUGACAAGGCUUAGCCAUGGCAUUAAUGUCUAAUAUACAUCAUUCUUUUCUAACAACAUUUAAAGACAAAGUAAACACUAUAUGGACAUUUUGACAAAGUAAAUGUGUAAUUUUAAUUGGAUGAUGUUUUUCUCUUUUACUGUGUGUUUUAGACUGUAGUAGCUUCAUAGAUGGUUUGAUGUAUUAUAUAAAUAUGUCUAAAAAGCAAAAUGUUUGUCAGUGAAAGACUUUAACUUUAGUCAUUUUGUAAAUUCUCAGCAAAAGCAAAGACUGAAUUUAUUAAUAUGAAAAGGAUUUUUGCAAGAAAUGUAAUCAAGAAUUUAGAAGAAAUUUGUAAAGUGAGCAUUAUGUUCACAGGCUUUUACAGUAAUUGUUCUGCUUAGUUUGACUGUGUCAUAAUAACAUGCCCAUCCUCUUAUUUACUAGAGCUACUAUAUGAGCACAUUUUAAAAGGACUUGUUUGUACACAAAUAGUCACUAAGAUCACUUCUCUGCAAAAAAAUUGUUUUCACUGUGAACUAAUAUAACCAACCAAUGAACAAAAACCCGUGAGUCUGUUUCAUUUUACAGUUUUUGUACUUUGCAGCACAGUCAUGUACCCUGGUGUUAUGUAUUGCUUAUUUUACAGUAUGAUU